Messenger RNA from Cuscuta epithymum, 5119 nucleotides. The record is from the annotation of a GenBank genome assembly. NCBI's taxonomy places the organism in Eukaryota, Viridiplantae, Streptophyta, Magnoliopsida, Solanales, Convolvulaceae.
AAAAUCAUCAAACAUCUCGACGCGCCAUUUCAACCGCUGACGAGCAGAGUACCCACACAGGCAGAACCGCGCUCCAUGAAACACUGAAAUUAAAGUUCCUUUUUUGAAUAACGAAUUUGAGGCAUGUGAAUGGGUAAACGGCCUUUUCAUCAUUUCUUCGUGAUAACUGAGAUUUUGGGGAAUGAACACAGACGGUUGAGAAGUUAUGAGAUUGCAGGGAAAACAUUCUGCUGGUCAUUCCUCCAUGAAUUGCAAUAUUGGAAAAGCGGUGCAUUGUAUUCCGUUUGUCGCGGAAGUGUAAUAAUAUGGACGGAUCAAAAGGGUCUAGAUUGACCGGCACCGAAGGCGAUGAAACGCCGGUGACGGGCCGUAUUCCGUCUCCAACUGUGCGACUUGGAAAGAUCCAGCCUCAAGCCCCAGGUUAUCGAACCGUGUUUUGCAAUGAUCCUGAAACCACGGCCAUAGCAAACUUUAAGGAUGAUACCUGGAAUAAGUGGUUUUUGAAUAGCUGGAGGCUAGAAUGAUGGAAAAGGAAACUAGAUAAGGUUUUUUAGGGUCUCAGGGCAACUCUGUAUCAACUACAAAGUAUGAUGUCCUUACUUUUAUACCGAAGGGCUUGUUUGAACAGUUCAGGCGGGUGGCUAAUCUCUACUUUCUAAUGAUCUCAAUUUUGUCAUGCACUCCAGUGAGUCCUGUAAGUCCAAUCACAAAUGUGCUUCCUUUGAGCCUGGUGCUUCUUGUUUCUCUUAUAAAAGAGGCGUGGGAGGAUUGGAAACGUUUUCAGAAUGACAUGUUGAUUAAUAAUGCUCCAGUAGAUAUCUUGGGAGGCCGGCAAUGGCUGAGUGUGCCAUGGAAGAAGCUUCAGGUUGGAGACAUUGUGAGGGUUAAGCAAGAUGAGUUCUUUCCUGCAGACCUAUUGUUUCUUGCAAGUACUAAUCCUGAUGGUGUCUGCUAUCUUGAGACAGCUAAUUUGGAUGGGGAAACCAAUUUAAAGAUCAGAAAAGCUUUGGAGAAGACUUGGGAUUAUGUGACUCCUGAAAAAGUGGCUGAAUUUGAAGGUGAAAUACAAUGUGAGGAACCUAACAAUUCUUUGUAUACCUUCACUGGAAAUCUUAUAAGUCAAAAGCAAACCCUGCCACUCAGUCCUAACCAACUUCUCCUAAGGGGGUGCAGUUUGAGGAACACCGACUACAUUGUUGGAGUGGUUAUUUUUACAGGGCAUGAAACGAAGGUCAUGAUGAAUGCUAUGAAAAUUCCUUCUAAACGGAGCACUUUAGAAAAGAAACUUGACAAACUAAUUCUCAUGCUUUUUUGUGCUCUAUUCUGCAUGUGUGUCUUGGGAUCAAUUGGAAGUGGUCUGUUCAUUAAUAGCAAGUAUUUUUACUUGCGGUUUGAGAAUUAUUCUGAUCCACAAUUCAAUCCUACUAAUCGUAUCAUGGUUGCCACUUUAACUAUGUUCACCUUAAUUACUCUCUAUUCUCCUAUUAUUCCGAUAUCUCUAUACGUUUCUGUUGAGAUGAUUAAAUUUAUUCAAUCUAAUCAAUUCAUCAAUAAUGACGUAAACAUGUACCAUGCUGAGAGUAAUACUCCUGCACAAGCAAGGACAUCUAAUUUGAAUGAAGAACUUGGACAGGUGGAAUACAUAUUUUCAGACAAAACUGGGACACUUACUAGAAACAUGAUGGAGUUUUUUAAAUGCUCGAUUGGAGGAGAGGUAUAUGGCACUGGUGUCAGUGAAAUAGAAAUAGGCACUUCACAGAGAAAUGAGAUGGGAUUGGGGGUUCAGAGAUCAUCUAAUGCAGUUAGAGACAAAGGUUUUAAUUUCUCUGAUGCUAGAAUAAUGCAAGGUGCUUGGAGAAAUGAACCAAAUUCGGAUGCAUGCAAGGAAUUCUUCAGAUGCCUUGCAAUUUGUCACACUGUACUCACUGAAGGUGAUGAGUCCCCCGAACGUAUUCGAUAUCAAGCAGCAUCACCUGAUGAGGCUGCUCUUGUUGCAGCAGCAAAGAACUUCGGUUUCUUCUUUUACAGGCGUACUCCUACUAUGGUUUAUGUACGUGAGUCACAUGCAGAGAAUACUGGGAAGACUCAAGAUGUUCCCUAUGAGAUCCUGAAUGUUCUUGAAUUCAACAGUACAAGGAAGCGCCAGUCUGUUGUAUGUCGCUAUCCUGACGGAAGGCUUGUAUUAUAUUGCAAGGGUGCAGAUACUGUAAUUUAUGAAAGACUCGCAAAUGGUGAUAAUGCGUUGAAAAGAAGAACAAGGGAACACUUGGAAGAAUUUGGAGCGGCUGGAUUGCGCACACUUUGCUUGGCAUAUAGAAACUUAAGUCCAAGUGAAUAUGAAAGGUGGAAUGAAAAUUUUGUCCAUGCAAAAUCCUCUCUUCAAGACCGUGAAAAGAAACUGGAUGAGGUGGCGGAACUCAUAGAAAUGGAUCUUGCUUUGAUUGGAUGCACUGCCAUAGAAGACAAACUUCAGGAAGGAGUGCCUGAUUGCAUAGAGACUCUCUCCAGAGCUGGAAUAAAAAUUUGGGUACUUACGGGGGACAAGAUAGAAACUGCAAUAAAUAUAGCUUAUGCAUGCAAGUUGAUAAGUAACAGCAUGAAACAAUUUGUUAUCAGUUCAGAAACUGAUGCUAUCAGAGAAGUAGAAGAUAAAGGUGACCAAGUGGAGGUUGCUCGUUUUAUAAAAGACACAGUGAAAGAUAAACUUAAAGUGUAUGAUGAGGAAGCCCGACAAUAUCUUUGUUCUGAAUCUAGACCAAAGUUAGCACUUGUUAUUGAUGGGAAAUGUUUGAUGCAUGCGUUGGAUCCUAGUUUGCGUGUAAUGCUCUUGAACUUGAGCUUGAAUUGCAGUGCAGUGGUUUGCUGUCGAGUCUCUCCUUUACAGAAAGCACAGGUGACUAGAUUGGUUAGGAAGGGAGCUCAGAAAAUAACUCUUAGUAUCGGUGAUGGGGCUAAUGAUGUUAGUAUGAUUCAAGCUGCCCAUGUUGGUGUUGGAAUAAGUGGUCAGGAAGGAAUGCAGGCAGUAAUGGCCAGUGAUUUUGCAAUUGCUCAGUUUCGUUAUCUCACAGAUUUGCUACUCGUCCACGGACGCUGGUCAUAUCUGAGAAUUUGCAAGGUUGUGACAUAUUUCUUCUACAAGAAUCUGACAUUUACCCUGACGCAGUUUUGGUUUACUUUCCAUACUGGAUUUUCUGGUCAAAGGUUUUAUGAUGAUUGGUUCCAGUCCCUGUACAAUGUUAUCUUCACAGCCAUGCCUGUGAUUGCUCUUGGGCUUUUUGAAAAGGAUGUCAGUGCAUCCCUUUCGAAGAAAUAUCCCGAGUUAUACAUGGAGGGAAUUAGAAACACUUUCCUCAAAUGGCGAGUUGUGGCUGUUACGGCUUUCUUUGCAGCCCUCCAAUCGCUGAUAUUGUACCAUUUUGUAACUGCUUCUAGUACCAAGAGCAUGAAUUCAGCCGGCAAGAUAUUUGGCUUGUGGGAUGUUAGUACAGUGGCCUUCACUUGUGUCGUAUUAACUGUCAAUUUGCGUCUCCUAACAAUGUGCAAUGCAAUUACAAAGUGGCAUCAACUUACCGUUGGUGGGAGCAUAUUGUUAUGGUUCAUAUUUGUCUUUAUUUACUCUGGCAUUCUCUUGCCAAAAGCCCAGAUAAACAUAUAUUACGUCAUAUAUGUCGUGAUGAGUACAUUUUACUUCUACAUCAUGCUGCUUCUAGUUCCUGUUGCUGCACUUUUUGGCGACUUCUUGUAUCAGGGGGUUCAAAGAUGGCUCUUCCCCUAUGAUUAUCAGAUUAUUCAGGAAAUUCACAAGGAUGACAUUGAAACACUUGAUAUGGGAUUAUUGGAUAUUGGAAAUGAGCUCACACCCGAUGAGGCAAGGAGCUAUGCGAUGAUGCAACUCCCAGGAGAGAAAGAAAAGCACACUGGUUUUGCUUUUGAUUCGCCCAGUUAUGAGUCCUUUUUCGCUUCUCAGGCAGGUGUGUCCGCCCCUCAGAAAGCAUGGGAUGUUGCUCGGCGAGCGAGUGUGAGAAAGUUCCGAUCAAAAGCUCAAAGGAAGAACUGAGCCUACAUCCUUUUAAUUUGGUUGGAAAAGGAAGGCAUCUUUUCCUCAUCAUUCCAAGCAGGGUAAAUUUCCGGAGGGGUUCAAAAUCUGAUGAUUUUCCAUAUCAGAAUUCUUUGGUGAUCUCAUGAUCUUUCCUAUGCAAAUUUUCCUCCUAGUCAAUUCACUAAUAGCUCUCAAGUGCCAUGUGAAAUCUUGAAACGGGGAACCCACUCGAGUGUUUAGGCCACCUGAUUAGCAAAUGCCAUGCCAAAAUGCCUAUAACUCUUUAAGGUCAUUAUGUUUAGUAUUACUCUUACAAACUAAUUCGAAAAGGACUUUUUUAUUUUCAAUUUCUGCAAAUUUAUUUGUUGAAUAAAGUCUUUUUAAAGUAGCCAUCUGCAGGGCAAGUUUUUGACUGAAGUCCACUGACAACUUAUUUUGGACUAGAGUGGAUUUGGCUUCUCCUAAAGGAGAGGAUCCAUAUGGAGGUUUUGAAUUACCCAAAAAAGGCAUUUGGAAUGUUUAGUCCCACAUUGCCUUUAAAAUAAUCACACGUAUUCAUUAAAGUUUUGUGGAGGCGUGAUAGGGCUCAGCUUAUCACAUACAUGAGGAGUGGGGGUCAACAAAGUGUUGAAGACUGGAUCAGUACAUGUUCCCCUUUUUGGCCUUCUGUACUGAAUGGCUAGCUAGUUCCAAUUCUUGUAGUACGGCUCAGCUUAGCAGUUAGCACGCAUGCUUCUGCUGUGUCUAAAGUCUCUUUGAGUGGGCCGUUGGCCUCCACUUUGGGAGUUUGGGGCGAACUUGGUCCAAUUCUGAGUGACCUAAAGGGCGGUUUGGGUAUCACCAAUUCUAUUUUCGGUUAUGCUUGGGUUGAUUUCAGUUGUUCCAUAGCAUGUGAAGUAAUUAGGUCGUGACUUAUUUGGAGAAUCCGGUUUCGACUGAUACUUGUUCAGUUGUUCUGGGUAAAAGAAUGUUGAUACGAUGCUAGUCCAGUAACGGGACCCAACCGCCCCUAAACCUCCUUUUAAUAAUUGUUCUGAUGUAAUGUGAAAAGUAUUAAAAGACUUUGAUUCAUAAUAUUUC